AUGUUCGAAGAUGGUGCUGAGUUUUUCUUGGUAGCAGAUGGGGAUGAUGGAUCCGAGUUCAUGUCACCUGAUGAAGAGUUGGAGUUGAAACUUCUGACCUCCCAUACCUUACCUCUUUGGUGGACUUCAGCCUUACAAGCGGAUGCAUCCUCCGAACGUGCCGCGCACCAGAUCGAUUCGCUAUGGCAAUGUGAGCUGUCCCACUAUGAGAGGGGAACGUGCUACCAUGCCAAGAUUGGCCGUGGGGUCAUGAUUUGGAACACCUCCGAAAGCAUGUGCCAGGGUGAUUUUGACCAUGUCGGUCAGGAUGUCAAGGACAAGGGGUCCUACUACACGUUUGCUCGUUCUGGUCAUGGGACCCAGACCUACGCAAACACCCAGGAGUGCUUACCAUUUGCUCGGCGGCGGGAGCUCCAGGUGGAAAUCGGAGAGCUGCAUGGUGAUGCACAGCCUGGCUGCGCGGGCUGCGCGUCCGAUAUGAAGGUGUCGGUGUCUAUCAUCGUGCUGCUCUUGCACAUCAGGCUGACUAGUGGCGCACGGGCCUUUGAUCACGACCUGGACCCGCCCAACACCAUAGCCCAGCCGAACCAGCCAAACGAGCCAAACGCGUCGAACGAGCCCAACCAGCAGGAGGAGGACGGGCAGGUUGUCUCCAAAGACGCCUUGCUCGGAACGAGACGGUCUCGUGGAUGUGGUCACCUGGUCACUCCGUGCUCGAAUGAGUCCUUUUCAUUGGAGGUUGGCAUAUUGCUUUGGACACCGCAAGCGCUCCGGGUGGACGGCGCAGGUGCAGGCUUCGCCGAUGCCACCCUCAAACCAGUGGCUUGGCAUCGCGCAGCCUUCCAAUCGCUGGCAAGUCAUGCUGCCGGAAUAGUUGGCUUCGCGGGAUUUCAGUACCUCGUGGUGGCCAAAAUUUUGAUGACGGAUCCGUGUAGCCCGUUCUCUUUGGCCAACGUCCUGCUCUACAUCACCCUUGCUUUAUCAAUUGCAGCCGUCAUGGCCAGCUGCAUGUUUCUUUGCAUUGACUACAUGCGACGCUUGGCCAUUGACACCGCCCGGCAGAAGCGCAUCCGAGUUAUGGUCGAAGCCCAGAAGCUUGAGCAAACAGGUCUUGGCCAACUCAUCAUCAUCCUGGCGGGGCUGAUGCUCCUGCUCUAUGUGCUGGAAAUCGCCAAGGCAGCCUGUAGAGAUGAGAAAGACGAUCUAUUCUGGUACGUGUGGGUGCUUCUACGCAGCGCGGGUGGCUGCAUUUCAGUGGCGCUCUUCUAUGGGAACUUGCGGGGGCUUCAUGAAUCACCCAAAAUGCACAUCCAUUUUGCGUCCUUCAGCGCCAAGGAGGAGAUGAAGUUGGCCGACUUUCUCCAUCGAGAGUCGCCCCACGGCACGUGGUUGCCUCCUUGGGUGACGAAUACUUUGACAAAGUUCGGGGGCGACGAUUUGGCACUAUUUGCCAACAAAGGGAAUCGCCAAGCUUUGUUCCCAAAUUGCCGGUUUUCUCCACUGCUGCAUUUGCUUGGCUUCUUACUCUUCAUUGGAAUCUCCCCACUAGGCAUCCACAUGGCGAUCCAGCAGCUGUUCGUGGAGCCGAAGUUGAAUGAGUUGAAACAUUUAAGUGGAACACUGGCAGAAGUCUCGCCCAGAACUCAAGCGUCAGCAUGGCAGCUCGUGGGAAGUCUGGGAAGUCCCGAGCAGCUCAGCCGGUACCAAGAAUUUGUGUUUCUGCUGAGCUCUGGGAUUGGAAAGAUACAAGUGACGCCAGAGUACCGACAUACUUGGAGUGUCAGAUUGUGUUGUGAGAACUGCACAAGGCAAUACUUGGGCCAUUCCCUGAUCAAGUUUCAUGACAAGCCCUUGGAGUUUGAGGUAUCAAGCAAUUCAUCAACCUCUACAAACUGCACCUUGAGCUUGUUGGGCCUGAGCCGGGAUACUGUGACCAACGUGUCAUUGAUCGUAGUGCCCAAGGAAAACCAUCACCUUUGCGAUUGCUCAGGGGGUGUGUGCAAGUGCUGCGAGAAGUUCCAAGGUCAAUGGGAUUUCCGUCAGUGGAACAGCAUGACAGUGGCCCGCCUGGCUGGUACUAUAUGUGUUGGCUCGCCUUGCAUCGGCGAGAGGGUGAAUGGACUACCAGGUCCUAAGUGCAAAUGCAAAGACAGCUACUUUGGCCAGCCAAAGCUGAUAGGCAACAACUUAACAGAUGCCGGGUGCACUGCUGCACGUUGCGACAUUCCCAACUCCAACCGGCUGUUUGGUGCAGAUUGUGCUUGUGCAGAUGGGUUUGAUGGCAAGAUCACAUGGACUAGGACCAUCCCUAAUGGGCAGUGUGUUCCUGCUAAAUGUCACAUAUUGAAUUCGACCAAGGAACCAGGGCUGAAAUGCCGAUGUUUGAACGGCUUCACUGGCAGUAUACGAUGGAACGGCUCAGAGGCAGAAGGUGAUUGCACGCCAGCGCCAUGUAGUCUGCCCAAUUCCACCAAUGAGCCCGGGCUAAGCUGCCGUUGCAGGGAGAAGUAUGUAGGAACCAUUUCAUGGAUUGGGUCCACACCCGUGGGCACUUGUGAGCCAGCACACUGCAGUGGACCUAGGGUCAACGGACUGCCUGGCCCGGCCUGCAGAUGCAAAGAUGGUUUUACAGGCGAGCCUGAGAUGAACGGGGACAUCUUGACAGAUUAUGGGUGCAGCCAUGCUUCGUGCAACAUCCCAAACUCUACGGAGGAAGGUGGCUGGUGCAGAUGUCGGGACGGCUUUGGGGGAAUGAUCAGAUGGAAGGGUGCUGAGGCCUACGGUUUUUGCAAGCCGGCUCCUUGCCCAAUUCCAAACUCGAACAACAUGCCAGGAGAUCAGUGUCGCUGCUUAAAAGGCUAUAUAGGCCUUAUCGUCUGGGAUGGGCCACAGGCAAAGGGUUCAUGCACCGAAUUGCCGUGCGUGGGCGAAUUCACCAACGGUGUCAGCGGUCCAGGCUGCAGGUGCCGAGAUGGUUUUGCAGGAGUCGUCAAUCGAACCAAUCGCCUGCGCAGGCGCGGAGAAGUCAGGAGAAAGCAUGCUGUAUUGAACUCCAAGGAAUACAGGCGGGAACCCAUUCUGCGCGGCCAUUGCGAACCUGCACCUUGUAACGUACAGCACUCCAACCAGCAGCCGGGCAAAUUGUGUAAAUGCCUACGUGGCUUCAUUGGCUUCAUUACUUGGAAUGGCCCUACGGCACUGGGCACGUGCAAUCCCGCUCCAUGCUCUAUCGAAAACUCAAACAAAAAGAAGGGUUUUAACUGUAGCUGUCUUGAUGGCUACGGUGGAAACAUCUUCUGGACAGGAUGGAAGGCUUUCGGGACAUGUCUUCCAGCCGAUUGUACGGUUCUACAUUCUGACUUCGUGCCAGGUGUUGGUUGCAAAUGCUUGCCAGGUUUCUAUGGCCAAAUCACGUGGAAAGGACAUGUGCCACAAGGAGAGUGCCUUCCAAUGCCAACAUGUUCCAACGCUUUGAUCCACAUCGUUUCUCUGAAGAGCAAACAACAUGAUUUAGAGGGGCAUGCUUGUGAUCUUGGUCAGCAGCUAGUGCUCCAUGGGCAUGCAGAAGGACAGAAUAUCCGAUGGACACGUGUGGAAUCUAAGCCCCGUGGAAGGUGCAAGUGGAAUUUAUCGGAAGGAGAACCUUGGCGACUCUUCUCUGAGGUUUCCCCAGGACCACCUAUGGAGUGCUCAAUUGAAGCGGCCCGGCCUAGGUGUGACUCAGAGAUCCGUUACAGCAUCACCAGCCUUCAGGCGUCCAGUUUUAGCUGCCGCCAAGGGGUCGGCCACAUGCCGCUGGAGUUCCCCCAACGCGUUGAGUUCCGAGGCAGAGUGUGUGGCUAUGAUUUGAUCCAAUGGGAGAGUGUGAAGAUUCCACUGGAACCAGAGAGUGUUUGUGAGAUCGAUCGUCAGGGUUCACCCUGUGGUGGGAUUCCUCAUGGUGAACACCUACCGCAUGGGUGUUUGCAUUUAGCAGAGCCUGCAGUCUUCGAGAUGCGUACAACAUGGUUCACGGUUCAGGCCACAUCACGCUACAGAGGCUUCCGUUACUCUGUGAGGUUCUUUGACAACGGUAUGGCCAGCAUGUGUCAUGGUCACACUGCAAGCAGGCAAGAUGAUGCACUAUCCUGUCACUGGUCGAGUGGUUUGUUUGCAGAUGAAUGGCACCUCAAUUUUCGCAUGCCAGCUGUUUUCGAGAAUGGGAUGGAGCUUGCAUUUCGACGUGUGGAAGCAGAUGAGGACAACGCCUUUGGGUUGGGAUCUGCUUUCCGAGUGCUAGAUGCACACGAUGAAAAUCUCAUUCUCACGUCGCAUCAACACCUACCCUCUUGGUGGGUUUCAACCUUUGAAAGAGACUGGGCGCACGACGGCAACAUCGAGGCGUUGUCGUGGCAAUGCCAACUUUCCCACUUUCAGAACGGCACAUGCUACCAAGUCAAAGUUGGUGUGGGGUUGUGGAUUUCCGAAACGAGUGCCUGCGGUGACUUGUCGGACCAUGUCAGCACGAAGUCCGUCACAGACAAUAAGUACUACACAUAUGCUCGGUCCUCUCGUGGGAGUCAAAUCUAUGUGAGCACGCAGGAAUGCUUGCCACUUGCAUCUCGCUACGAGCUUCAGGUAGAAGUUGUAUCCCUCAGCGGGAAUACAGGUCCAGUGGCUUUGGAGGUUGCGAGUGCGGACACCCGGUGCCGCAAGACCCUUCGUUUUGUGGCGAAAGCUGAAGAUCUAAGCAAGUGCAAGAAUCAUGAUGGGGAUCCGGAAUAUGAGCAUCUCCAAAGAAUCAAGCAUUUGUUCGGCUUCGAAGAGGAUGAUGAGGAUGAGGAUGGCAUGUAGAUGGAGGUUUCCUGAUCCGGAGCAGGCCGCAAGCUCCACUCUACAAAGAUGGAAGCAACCCGAGCGUGU
Durusdinium trenchii is the source of this 4902-nucleotide messenger RNA. NCBI's taxonomy places the organism in Eukaryota, Dinophyceae, Suessiales, Symbiodiniaceae. The record is from the annotation of a GenBank genome assembly.